GGGGAGCGGGCGGGCAGGCGGGGAUGAUGCGCGGGGGGACAGCGCGCUAGGGGCAGGAGGCGGGUGGUCGCCCGGAGACUCCGCACCUCGGAGUGACGUCCUGCUGCAGUGCCGCUGCCUGCGCUGCCCGAGCUCGUCAAUGGAGCUGGAAAACAUCGUUGCCAACACCGUUUUGCUGAAAGCCAGGGAAGGAGGUGGAGGGAAACGCAAAGGCAAAAGCAAAAAGUGGAAGGAAAUCCUGAAAUUCCCUCACAUAAGCCAGUGUGAAGAUCUCCGAAGAACAAUAGAGAGAGAUUACUGCAGCAUAUGUGAAAAGCAGCCCAUUGGAAGGCUUCUCUUUCGGCAGUUCUGUGAAACUCGGCCCGAGCUCGAGUGCUGCAUUCGGUUCCUUGACUCGGUGGCAGAAUAUGAAAUUGCUCCAGAUGAAAAGCUGGGAGAGAAAGGAAAGGAAAUCAUGAUGAAAUACCUCACCCCAGAGUCUCCAGCCUACGUUCCCGAAGUCAGUCCAGAACUUAUCCAGCAGACAGAGGAGAAACUCGAGAACAGCCCCUGCAAGGAGCUGUUCUCUCCCUGCACAAAAUCUGUCCUUGACCACCUCAGUGGGGAGCCAUUCCAAGAGUACCUAAACAGCAUGUACUUCGACAGGUUUCUCCAGUGGAAGUGGUUGGAAAGGCAACCAGUAACAAAAAACACGUUUAGGCAGUACAGGGUACUGGGGAAAGGCGGCUUUGGGGAGGUCUGCGCCUGCCAAGUGCGAGCCACGGGCAAGAUGUACGCCUGCAAGAGAUUAGAGAAGAAGAGGAUCAAGAAGAGGAAAGGCGAAUCCAUGGCGCUCAAUGAGAAGCAGAUUUUAGAAAAAGUCAAUAGUCAGUUUGUAGUCAAUUUAGCCUAUGCCUAUGAAACAAAGGAUGCACUGUGUUUAGUUCUGACCAUAAUGAACGGAGGUGACCUGAAGUUUCAUAUCUACAACAUGGGAAACCCAGGCUUCGAGGAGGAAAGAGCUUUGUUUUAUGCAGCAGAGAUUCUUUGUGGCUUGGAAGACCUUCACAGAGAAAAUACUGUGUACAGAGAUCUGAAGCCAGAAAAUAUCCUGCUGGAUGAUUAUGGCCAUAUUAGAAUAUCUGAUUUGGGUCUAGCUGUUAAAAUCCCCGAGGGUGAAUCAAUCCGUGGAAGAGUAGGAACAGUAGGGUAUAUGGCUCCAGAGGUGCUGAACAACCAGAGAUACACACUCAGCCCUGACUACUGGGGGUUAGGCUGUCUCAUCUAUGAAAUGAUUGCUGGGCAAUCGCCAUUCCGUGGGAGGAAGGAGAAGGUGAAGAGGGAAGAAGUGGACAGAAGAGUGCUGGAGACAGAGGAGGUGUACUCCCAUAAGUUCUCGGAGGAGGCCAAGUCCAUCUGUAAAAUGCUCCUCACCAAAGACGUGAAACAGCGGCUGGGAUGUCAAGGGGAAGGUGCAGCAGAAGUGAAGAGACAUCCCUUUUUCAAGAGCAUGAAUUUCAAGCGGUUAGAAGCAGGAAUGCUGGAUCCUCCCUUUGUGCCUGAUCCCAGAGCAGUGUACUGCAAGGAUGUGUUAGACAUUGAGCAGUUCUCCACAGUGAAAGGAGUUAACCUGGACCAAACAGAUGACGAUUUCUAUUCCAAGUUUUCCACAGGAUCAGUGUCUAUUCCAUGGCAAAAUGAGAUGAUAGAAACAGAGUGCUUCAAAGAGCUGAAUGUAUUUGGACCAAAUGGUACUAUUUCACCAGACCUAAACAAAAGCUACCCCCCAGAGCCACCCAAGAAAGGAUUGCUGCAGAGAAUAUUUAAGCGACAGCAUCAGAACAAUUCAAAGAGUUCUCCAAAUUCAAAGGCCAAUUUAAAUCAUCACAUAAAUUCAAAUCACGUAAGUUCAAACUCCACUGGAAGCAGCUAGUUCCAGCUCAGUCCUAUGAAACAACAUGUUGCAUCCUUCCACUAUAAUCUCUGGAGCUUCUGUGGAUGAGAGAGCCUCCACCAUUGAGUGAAAAAAAGAAAAUCUGGAUCUCCCAAAAUGGAGAUUUUUCUAUCCAUUCCUUCCAGUGGAGCCUCACAUUUUAAGAAGAAAUUUCCACUCAGGUCUGUUUUUGGAGGUGGCACUCAAGACUGUGUGAAUCAAAUUUGUCUCUUUAGAACAUUGCAAUAGAAAUUCAAUGAACAUGACUACUUGCACGUAUUUAAAUAGCAUCAUACUAGAACUGAAUUUUGUCUUUAUUAUUUUUAAAGAAAAGUUUUGUAAAUUUCUCUAUUGUCUCAGUUUACAUUUUGUACAUUUGUAUUUAAAUGAAAGUCAGACUUUGGAGGUGUAUAUUUUCCAAGCAGCAGCUGUAAAGCCAUGUGUUUUAAGACAUUUUUUUAAAAGAAACAAAAUGUGACUCAAGACUUCCAGAGCCUCAAACGAGAAAUCAUUCUUUUUAGCAAUUCUAGAAAAUUCUUCACAAAUCACUUUAUCAGACGGGGGUUUAUUGACAUGCAUUUUUAUGGAACAGUUGAUUCUUAAUUAUUUUACAUCUGUAUAUUUGGUUUACAGCAACACUGCAUACAUUUCUCCUCUUCAUUAGUUUGUAAUGUCUCGCAUUAAAUGCUAAAAGACAAGAUUUUGAUACAUUCAAAAAUGCUA
Messenger RNA from Lonchura striata (white-rumped munia), 2635 nucleotides. RefSeq names its product G protein-coupled receptor kinase 5 (gene GRK5). Gene Ontology annotation, cellular component: cytoplasm. Gene Ontology annotation, biological process: regulation of signal transduction; signal transduction; protein phosphorylation. Lineage: Eukaryota; Metazoa; Chordata; Aves; Passeriformes; Estrildidae. Gene Ontology annotation, molecular function: G protein-coupled receptor kinase activity; ATP binding. The record is from RefSeq and is a predicted model, not a curated record.